UUGUUUAAACAAAACUUUAAAUAAUUCAAACAAGGAACAAUGGGGAGGCUUGUCAAUCGAGGUCAGAGGUCACGUAAACCGGAAAUGAUAGCAGAAAAAUAAAUCGGGAACUGAUUUUAUACACACAACCACCUAGAGAAAAAAGUAGCUAUUCUGUUCUCAAACCAAAAAGGUUUAGAUUUAAAUCUAGAAUCUAGGUCUGAAAUGAUUGUUAUGAAUUAUUCAGUAUUACCAGCCGCAUAAGGCAUUGGAACUUACAAUGGCAUCUAUUUCAGAUAAAGAGGAAGAUACAAAUAAUCAUUUUUCUUCUUCAAAUGUGAUGGUAACUAGGCCAAAUUCUGGAAAUGUCAGACAGGCAGAAAAGCCGCCAGUGGCUGCGAAACCAAAAAUCGCGCCCCCUCCUCCACCUAAACCCACCAGUUUAUCUAACUCUAACCAUCCCUCCCCCACUCUACCUUCAGCCAACUCUCACGACACAGACAAUACCCAGCCUCAUUCAUCUCAAAAUGGUACAAUGGAUAGAGCAAUGUUAAAGGAGCUCAAGUUAAAGUUAUCAUCAGAAACAUCAUCGACCAAUUCAGAAUCUGAAAAAUCUCUAGAAUGUCUUUCUACAGCUCCACCUCCGCUACCUGCCUCCCCUCCUCCAGUUGUUGGCCGACACAUUUUAUCACCCUCAUCAUCUCUCUCUCUUCCAGCAACAUUCAGAUCCAAGAAUUUAAAUUCUCAAAAUAAAAAUUCUGCACAUAGUCAGCUCCAUGUAAAUGCUACAUCCUCACCCUCACCCUCACCUGUAGAUAUCUCAUCAAAUCAUGCCCAUCUUCCAAUGUCUUCCAACGCUACCAACUCCACUGUUUUAAACAUCAUCACUGACCACAGUGAAAACACUGAGAAUAAUUUACCCGAGGCCCCAGCAACAGAGACCAACCCCCAUACCAACACUACCAACUCCAGUCCCACAUCUCCUUCACAAGUCCAGCAUCCUCGGCCCCAGGUUCCAAAACGGCCAUCCUACCCACCUCAGCAGUCCAGCUCACCUGUUAGUUUUCCUAGCAAAAGUAACUCCCCCCAGCUGUCUCCAAGUGCCCCCACUGUGAAGCUGAAGCACACAGGGCCCCCCACACGCCCUGCCCCUCCCUUGAAAAAAUCCCCCAACCCUCCACCCUCUGCAAGUCAGCCAUUACCUGCUGCAAGCCAACCUUUGCCUGAUAAAACACUGUCAUCUAUUAAGCAACCUUUAAACAAUGCAGAAAAGAAGCCUGACACUGAACAGAAAACUGGUCAGCCUCCGCCACUUCCAAAAAAUCCCCCUAGGGGCUCGGUCCCACGUAAACGCAGAAGCUCAACCUGCAAGACAACUCCAACAUCAGAGAAAAAACCUCAGUUUCCUGUCAGUCAAACAGUUGUUGACAGUUCUGACAAAGCUCGUCAUAGUUCAGUGGUAGAAGACACCAGUGGCUGUCAAAACCUCAAUGUAAAUGAUUCUAAUGCUAAUACUAUAAUCACAUCCAGUGAAAGUCAAGCAAGCAUAAAAGUACCCCCGAAACCUUUGCCUAGGACUAGAGUUUCUUUGCCCCUGUCAAAUGAUGAACAAGUUUUAGACCAAAAGGUAAACAAUAUCGUUGAUACAAAAAAUCAUACAGAGGAUUUGAAGAAUUCAAACCAAGAUCUUCACAUUCCUGCUGAGAGUGUGUCAUCUAACAGUGAUAGUGUGUCACCAUAUAGUGAGAUUGUGUCUCCUGCUAGUGAAACACUUGAAUUGGACUAUGUUGAGGUGUAUCAUGGUGAUGCAGAAGAUGAUGAAGUAAAAGCUGAUAGGCUGAUAAUCAAAGUUGCUGAUGAAGAAUCAGCAUCCAGCAAAAGAUUAAAAUACUCAAAAAUUAUCAUUGGGAAAAGUGCAAUAGAGGAAAAGCACCCCAGAGUUAUUUCAGACCAGGAACUUUCACAAACAGACAGUGCGUGUACUGAACUUAAUGUAGAAACUGAAAUCAAAGAUUUUAAUGAGAAUUUAGACACUAAUAGUUCAAGACUUAGUCGGCUAAGUGAACAAAGUAUUUCAUUAGAACCUGAAGCAACAUGUGAUAUGCUCAAAGAGAUUGAAGAACUUUUGAAAAGUAAACUUGGAGAUGCAAAUUUUGAUAUAGAAAAAAAAUCAGUUGAUAUUGAGAAAUCUGGUAACUCCAGGGGUUCUCAGUCUUCUAGUCCUCAACGGCCACCAAGACCAAAACGCCAGGCUAGUAUAUGCAGGCAUCGGGGUAGCCUAGAGUCUCUAACUCAAUCAAUAGAUAGUACCAGUACUGAGUGCAUUAAUACAAGUGGUCUAAGCUCAGGGGGUAAAAAAAUCCCACCGAAACCUAAAAGAAUGUUUGUCAGCAAAGUGAACCGCAGCAACUCAGAUGUGACUGGCAUGAAGUCUCUUGUAGACAGUGUAGAGAACUCUGCAGAUAUGGAUCACUACCAGCAAACGCAGGACGGCAAACCUUAUCUGCCUCCCCGUUUAGAUUCUCUCAAGAGAAGUGAGUCAUGCAGUUCUUCUGUUACACCACCCCCACUACCCCCUCGUAACAAGCCGAGCUCUGCAGAUACUGCUGGCAAAGUAUACAAUCAAGGUAAGGUCGGCACAGGAGAUUCCAACACACCUGUCUCUAGCAGGAAGAAUCCAUUCAACACAGACACAGGUGAUUCAACAUACAAGCCUUCACUAGCCACACCCCCUGAUACAGGAUCGUCAACUUUAAAAAGGUCCUCUAAACCAAGACCAACAAGAGUUGCUCCCCCACCUCCACCUGGACCACCAAAAAGAGCUGCAACUUUCAGUACUGGGGAUACUAAACAAAACAGUGGAGAAGAGAGAGAGAAUAUAAGUGAUGGAUCUAGCGACACCUCAGACCCUGCAGCUUUAUUGAAGGGUUCACUGUAUCAAUAUAAAGCUGCCGUAGAUGACCAUGACUACCAUGAAAUUACUGAACAUUCAAGGGUUAAAAAGGCAGAGAUGACCCCUCCCCCAGAACUUCCUCCCCGCCUGUUCAGAUCAAACUCCCUCAAGAGUAAAGAAAGAUCAUCCUCAAAAGACAGCCUCACCCAGCUGACAUCUACCUCUCUGAGAGGCAGCACUGAAUCUUUAAAGUCCCAAUCACCAGAAACUGCUAGGAUUGUCCCAGUCAAGAGACUUAGCCCUGAGGAUCAAAGACUGAGAGAGAAAAGGGCCAAAACUGCUUUAAUUCAAAAAGUAGCUCAAGGCUUGGGCUUUGGUAAAGGUGCUAAAAAGUCCAAGUCCUUUGAAUCACCAGAGCCGAACACAUCACAUACUGUAAACACCAACACUCCUGUCAAAACUGUCAUAGAGUCAGAGCCAGCAAACACUGAGACUCCACAUGUUGAAGACAUCCAACCCGCAGAAAUUCAAGCGACGGAUCUGCCCGCUGAUGUAGCGCCCACAGGCUCUACCAGUUCUUCAGAUCAAAGGUCAUCAACAAUCAGCCAGCAGAGCUCUAACAGCGAGCAGGAAGUUCAUGUCUUUGAUCACCAGGUCAUUGAGGAAAUACCCAGCUCAGAGAGUGAAUCUGAACCUGAGCCAGAUAAGGAAGAAAUUUAUGCUCAAAGGAAAGCAAAGAAAGUGUUUUUCAUAGCAAAAGAGAUCAUGUCAUCUGAAAGUACUUUUGUUGAUGUUCUCCGGCUGCUAAAUCUGGACUUUAGAGUUCAUGUGUCUAUGGCCACUGAGAGACUAGGUCAACCUGUCAUCCCUACAGAGACUUUAAACAAAAUCCUGGACUAUUUGCCUCAGCUUCUAAACUUUAAUGAAGAUUUAUUAAAGGAUCUCACUGAACGAAUAGAAAAAUGGGAAAUCAAUCCAAGAAUUUCUGAUGUAUUUGUAAAAAAAGGUCCAUUCUUGAAACUAUAUUCUACGUACAUAAGCAACUUUGAGAACGCAACAUCUCUAUUAGAAAACUCAGCCAAGAAAUAUCCAGCUUUUGCGACUGCCCUAAAAGAGUUUGAGAUGAGUCCUAGAUGUGCCCACCUUGCCCUAAAACACUUCAUGUUGAAACCCAUACAGAGAAUUCCUCAGUACAAGUUGUUGCUUCAAGAUUAUCUCAAAAACUUGAGCCCUCUGUCUUUAGACUACAAAGACACUAUCACUGCAUUAAAUAUAGUCUCUGCUGUAGCUGAUCAUGCCAAUGAGAGUAUGAGACAUGGGGAUAAUGUGCAAAAAUUGCUUGAGAUUCAAAGGUCACUAAUUGGUCAGUUUGAAGUCAUUCAGCCUGGAAGGAUUCUGAUCAAGCAAGGUGAAUUACAGAAACUUUCGAGAAAAGAGAUGCAGCCCAGAAUGUUUUUCCUGUUCAAUGAUGUUCUUUUGUAUACUACUGGUACAGCCACAGGCUACAAAAUAAAUAAUAUUUUACCCCUAGCUGGGAUGAAGGUAAAUGCACCUAAACUUGAAGACUACAGAUAUGAAUUUAACAUAAUUGGUUUCCAGCGUUCGUUUACACUAAGUGCAAGCACACCAAAAGAGAAAGAAGAUUGGGUGUCAGCGCUACAAGGUGCCAUAGACAAGAACGCCAAGAGACAUCAAACAUUUGACCCUCUAAAGCAGAGCAAGGAUUUUGUUCUUGGCGCCAAAGCCCCGCUGUGGGUGCCUGAUGCUCGUGUGACCAUGUGCAUGGUCUGUCUUGUGGAGUUUACUUUAACCUGGAGAAGACAUCAUUGUCGAUCUUGUGGGCGGAUCAUCUGCUCCCACUGUUCUGACAACAAAGCCCCUCUACAGUAUCUGAACAACAAGCCUGCCAGGGUCUGUGACCACUGCUACACACAGCUUCAUGCGGAAAUCUUGAAAAGAAUUGAAGCAGCCGAGCUCCAGAAAUCCGUGUCUCCACCAGUGUCGCCGCCAGCGAGGGAAGAUUCAGCAGCUUCUCCAACCAGUGCCAGCUGUGAGGAUGUUGUUGACGGGGAGAUGAAGUGUGAGGUCAACGUUGACUCCAGCCUGAACCUGCAGAACCUGCUGGCCAGGUUUCAGAAGCUGAGACUCAGCAACAGGAAAAAUAACCAAAGCAGGCCGUCAGUCCUUAAGGAGGUGAAGGCUAACGAUGAAGGCUCAGAUAUGAGUGGCUACCUAAGAGCAUACAAGUCCAGGAAAUGGAAGCGCCUGUGGUUUGUGGUGAAAGGAAAAGUACUGUACACCUACAAGGCUAGUGAGGAUGUGGCAGCCACAGAAAGUAUGCCCCUGCUUGGCUACGAAGUUACCUGUCUCACCACACCAUUUGAAGGUGCUGAGCCACACUACCUGUUUGAGCUAACACACAAGAACAACCAGCCUUUGCUGAAGAAAAAUCUCAGUGAGAAAACUACCCAGAGGCUGAUCUUCCGCACUGACACGGCAGAAGCCACCACCAAGUGGGUCACUGUUCUAAAAGAAGCCUCCCUCACUGAUUUCAACUGAACAUUUGGAUGUAAACAACCAAAAAGUUGAUGAUGCAUAAUACUUCACCCUUAGAUGGAUGUAAACAACCAAAAAGUUGAUGAUGCAUAAUACUUCACCCUUAGAGAUUACCCUGUAUAGAUGUAUUUGGGUGUAGAUGACAUGAUGUAUACACAUGACAGUCAAAUGCUGUAUGUGUGGUGUCAUGUACCUGUACCCACCUGGGAGAGUUUAUUUAUUCUGUUGUUUGACAACCUGGCUCAAGUCUGGUCUUUCCUGUGUACAAUUGAAGUAAGGCUUGUGAUGUAAUUUAGAGCCCUUUGUACAAUACAUAGCCUGUGUAGUUCUGGCUUGAAGCCUUCCUCUAGCAGUCCUUGUAUAUAACAACCAACUAGAGCCCCCAAGCAAUUAUUAUCUCCAUCAAAUGGAUCAAAAGUUGUAUAUACAAAAAAUAAACUAAUAUUCAAAAGUAUUUUAAGCAAUCAUGUACACACAUUUUCUGUAACUUUAAUUGUAAAAAUGCUUUGUAAAUUAAUUUUAAAUUUUACGACUUUUAAAAUUGGUAACAGCUUAAAGGUUUGAAUUAGUUCAUUCUUGUAACUUGUUAUUCCGCGGUUCUUUUAAACAAGAAUUUAUACACUUUUUAAAGAGUUUUUUCUUUGUGAAUACUAUAAAAUAUUUUAAAUUACUAUAAACAUUUUAAUGCAGAAAGAUAGAAAGUUUAAAACAAGUAUGUCCUGCUUCCAUGAACUAAGAUUGUGAUAUAUGCUGAGAGCUGCAUGUGAUACAGAUCACUGUUUGAACAACAUUGCCCUAUUGUAAUUAGCACCCUGUCCAGACAUAAUUUCUUGUAUGUAUCUACAGUUCUAUGCAUAUUUUAUGUGGGUUUUUUUUAAAUUGUGUACAGUCAUGCUGUUGUUUUUUUUAAACCUAAGAGUUUUAAAUUGUAGCACAUGAAGACCAAUGUUGAUCAAUACUAAUCUUCAUAUCCAUUUGAAGAAAUCUUUUAUAAUGGGUUUUUUAUCCUAAAGCUUCCAUCACAAUUACGGUCUGGUCAAAGAAUUUAUUAGAUAGAAAUGACGAGAUUUUGAGAUAUGGUUCCUGUGUUUCUGUAGAAGUUGAUGUAAAACAAACUAUUGAUGACAAAGGAGUGAAUAAAUGAAAAUUGUGGGUUAUGAUUGACAUAACAUUCCACGGCGCCAGAUGGCGUUGGUCAUAUCAAGAUGUAGGGACAUCUCUAGUGGCUCUCAGAACUUGAUGCCAAUCAGCUUUUUCUUAGACUAGUUCAAUCCUUCCUCUGUUGGUCAUAUCAAGAUGAAGGACAUCUUUAGUGGCUCUCAAAACUUGAUGCCAAUCAGCUUUUUCUUAGACUAGUUCAAUCCUUCCUCUAUGAGCACAACAAAGACCAGAGCCUGGCUUUUUAAACUAUGCAUAAGAUCAUUUUAUUUGAAAACUAUACAUGAAUGACUAUUUUAAACUUUAAUUUUUAUAUUCCUUUUUACUUGUAGAUUUUUCUCCUGUGUGCCUUUCCCAUUUAACCUUACAGAAAUCUAUUUACACAUUGUUUAAUCUAAUCCUGUAUUGGUUUAUGUUUGGGCAAACUGUUUUAAUGGGUGUGUAAUUCAGCAUUAUUUUUCUCUGAUUGUCAGGGGAGAUAACUUUGUUGAAGUUCUGAUCAAAUGAGAAACUAUGUGUCUAACUACUCCAAGCUACUAACAUUUGUUUUUAUUUUUUAAAGCACAAUUCAAGAAAGUACAAUUACUUUCUGAACUCAUUCAAUUUUGAAAUUUUAUGGUAUGUUUAUUCAUCUUGCGAUCACAUCUCUUGAUAUUAUUUUGUACAUCUACGCAUUUUUUUGUUUACCAUUCAGCAUUUUUGUCUUUUACUUUGUUAAUUCUGCUGGCCUUUGUCUUUAGUUGUUGCAAUAAUGGCACAAUAAUGUUUAUUCUAAUGAAUGCAUGACAUUUUAAAAUCUUUUAUUUUACCUUUUAUCUUACACCAUGUUCCAUCACGUAAUAAUAAUAAUAUAUACAUUUUUCUUACCUUUUUAUACCUUUUAACAAGCUUCUAGCAAUAUUUCUACUUAAGAUGAACACAACAUUAGCAAAUUGUAAAAUGAUUUUUAAUUUCUUUACAAGAUAAAGCAGUCUUCCAUUUUUAGAGCCAAUUUUUUUUCAUAUGUAUUUUAAAUGACAUAAUCAAGUGCUUUUAGGAAUAUUAUUUUUUUUUGCAUGCGAUACAAAUGAUGGAUUUUUCUAUUAGUGCAAUACUUUCUGGUACACCUGCUUUGUUCUACGCAAUGCAGUUAUAUUGUAAUAAUAUCUUUGUGUACACCAAAUGUCUGUAAGAUGAAAUCCAAACUCUAAAGCAAUUUCUGCCCAUUCAUCAUUUUUUUUAACUGGUGUUCAUUGAGAUUUUUAAAAUAACUAUGCACAAUUUUUAUGUUGGUGCCUUUUUUCUUUAAUUAUGAAUUUUUUGAAACCGUUACUCUAAAUACUCAUUUCUAAUGUCUUCCAUUUUUAUAAUGGGGGUCAUUUCCAUCUCUAAGCACAUCAUGUCAUUUAUGAAGAAACCAAGCAGUUGUAACAACAGCUGCAAUUUUUAAAUUAAAAAAAAAAUAGAUAACAUUAAUAGACUAACAUGAUUUUUGUCAACUAUCUGUUUUUUGUAAUAAGUAAUGUUAAUUUAUUCGCCACCAACUGUAUGAAUGUCAAUUUGCUAAAAAUACAAAUAUUAUAACAAUACUGUAGAACUACUUUGCCCACCAAUUAAUUUAUUAUUUUUAACCAAAAAAUAAGUAUUACUUUUUUUUCAUUUUUCCAUACUGUAUGACAGUGUAAACAAUUGUUACUUUCAUCUUAAAAAUAAUGGGGGGUUUUUAAUGGCUUUUUUUGUAUUACAAAGUAGAUCAUAUAGUAGUAAUAACUUUCUAGUGAUGUGCAAUGGAGUUUUAUUGACUAAUUACCUUAAUUUUAUGUAAUAAUUCUACAUGAGCACAUAAUGUCCAGAAGUGAGUUAACCUUAUAUAUAAGAACAAAAGCAACAUGUUAUUGAUUCAAUGAAACUUUUACUAUCAGUGGUAUUGCGAAGGUAGAGACUCGUAUCUCUGUAUCUUGGAUGAACAUUUGAAUUCUACCAAAUUUGGGUUUGGUUAAUAAAUUAAAUCCAAAAAAUUGUUGGUACUUUAUUUUUUAUACUGCACUUCACUUACCUUACCUUACAAUAUUCAUGUUACA
Molecule: messenger RNA, 8646 nt
Organism: Physella acuta
Lineage: Eukaryota; Metazoa; Mollusca; Gastropoda; Physidae
Product: FYVE, RhoGEF and PH domain-containing protein 6
Cellular component (GO): cytoplasm
Molecular function (GO): metal ion binding; guanyl-nucleotide exchange factor activity
Source: RefSeq, a predicted model, not a curated record